AUGAAGAAGGUAUUUGCGCUUGUCCUCGGCCUCAGCUUACUGCCUUGCUUCUCAGGGCCCUGCCUGACUUUUUCAGACGCCUCUCCGAUUCUGCCGGAAAAGCAGGCCAAGCAGCUCCUGAGAUCCCGCCGGCAGGACAGGCCGAGCAAACCGGGCUUCCCGGACGAGCCGCUGCAGGAGUACAUGCAUCAUCUGCUCAGCCUGGAGCACCGCGCCGAGGAGCAGUUCCUGGAGCACUGGCUGAACCCGCACUGCAAGCCCCACUGCGACAGGAACGUGGUCCAUCCAGUGUGAGGGGCCCGGGACCAGCCUCCGCAAGCAUUUUCACAAACACCGACCUGGCUGUCGAAACGGGAUGAGGCUCCUCUUUUCGUUUGCUUUUCAGCUGCGGAGAUGGAAGGGUUCAGACCUCGUGAGCUGUGGGCACAGCCAAGGGUGCCUUGGGGAUUAAUGGCAAAUAUACAUAUGCUGCUUCAUUUUACUAACCUGCAUCACUCACUAAAGCCAGCAGCUUUAAGUAUAGCUGGCUCACCCUCCACCCACAGGUUUGAUGGGGUGGGCAGAAGGGGGAGCUUCCCUGAGGCAUUUGGAGCUGACUGCCUGCCCUGAGGA
Messenger RNA from Suricata suricatta (meerkat), 612 nucleotides. It is a transcript of the gene C17H17orf67, whose product is annotated as chromosome 17 C17orf67 homolog. The transcript has 4 exons. NCBI's taxonomy places the organism in Eukaryota, Metazoa, Chordata, Mammalia, Carnivora, Herpestidae. The record is from RefSeq and is a predicted model, not a curated record. Bases 1 to 294 code for a protein of 97 amino acids.